AUGCGCGGAUAUCAGGGUGUCCUCUCUUGGUCCGUCCUGUUGGCUGCCAUAGGGGGAGCACAGGCAAAGCUUGACUUAGACUCAACUACGAAUUUAGUUGUCUACUGGGGCCAGAACUCAUUCAAUGGCAAAGGUGAUAAGCUUCAGCAGCCCUUGUCACACUACUGCGAUGACAAGGAUAUCGAUGUAAUCCCCAUGGCUUUCAACAUGAUGGUAAAUGGCCCUGGAGGCGCACCAGAGAUCGACUUUGCUGUGACCAGUAAAGAUUGUGAUGUGUUCCCAGGCACAAAGUUGAAAAACUGCCCUAGCAUUGGUAAGGACAUCGCAGAAUGCCAGAAGAAGGGCAAAACGAUCCUGCUCUCCAUUGGCGGUGCCACAUAUAGCGAAGGUGGUUUCAAAGACGAGGAAGCGGCCAAAGAGGGAGCAAACCUCAUGUGGGAAACCUUUGGUCCGAAGCAAAAAGGAUCCAAGGCACUUCGUCCCUUUGGUGACACUGCUCUCGAUGGCUUCGACUUUGACUUCGAGGCCAGCGUGGAGCACAUGGCCCCUUUUGCCAACGAGCUACGCUCUCUGAUGGAUGCCGAUAAGAGCAAGCAGCGAUUCUACCUGACUGCGGCGCCCCAGUGCCCUUACCCAGACCAGGCUGACAAGGACAUCCUCAACGGUCCUGUUUACAUCGAUGCUAUUUGGGUGCAGUUCUAUAACAACUUCUGUGGCGUCGACAACUUUAACACCGAUAUGUCAAGCAACAAGUACAACUUCGAAGAAUGGGACAACUGGGCCAAGACAGUCUCCAAGAACAAGAAUGUCAAGGUCAUUCUUGGUGUUCCUGCCGACACCACCGCCGCCAGCACGGGAUACAUCCCUUCGUCCAAGCUGGAUAAUGUGAUUGAGUACUCGAAGAAGUUCGAGAGCUUUGGAGGAGUUAUGAUGUGGGAUGCCACGCAGGCGUACGGCAAUGAUGGGUUCAUUAGGGACGUACGGAAAAGCCUGGGAGGCGCUGAUGAUUCCGAUUCCGACAUCGUCAUCUUCCAAUGCACCCGAUUCCUCACUCUCGUCUUCCUCCUCCUCAUCUGCUUCUGCUUCGCCCAAGGCACCUGA
Molecule: messenger RNA, 1101 nt
Organism: Penicillium salamii
Lineage: Eukaryota; Fungi; Ascomycota; Eurotiomycetes; Eurotiales; Aspergillaceae
Source: the annotation of a GenBank genome assembly